AUGGAUUCAUAUCGAUUUUAAUCAGAGAGAGCUAGAGAACAAUCCACAGCAGGCAGCAGGCGGGCGGAGGAAGAAGAGGACGAGGACUGAUGUGAGCCUGGGAGGCAAACUUUCCUGGAGAUGAAGGAUGCCGCGGGAAUAACAAGAAGCGGAGGAAAAAGAAGAGAGGCGGCUUCCCGGGCGCGUCCGGCAGCGUUGCCGACCCUGCGUACCAGCGAGAUGUUUGAGGCCAGCUUCCGGAGUUAGUCGACCGCGGGGGGACGUGGAGGUGUUCGGGCGGGGAGGGGGUAAUGCUGUGAAACAUGAAGGUGGACGCGUUGACCUGUCUGACCGUGGCCGCCGCCGGCCUGGUCGCCAUGGCGACCGGCGGACGCAGCUCCGGGCGCCGGAGGCACAAGGAGGUCUUUCUCGGGGAAAACAGCAAAUUCAAGUUCGGAGGACGUAUCGACUACAAACUGAAGAAGCAGGACAGCACCAAAACGCUGCUGAUCAAAACUGAACAGCUGCUGAGGAUCGAGGAGCACGACUUCGCUAUGAGACCUGGUUUUGGAGGAGCGGCCAUCCCCGUGGGCAUCGAUGUGCAGGUGGAGAGCAUCGACAGCAUCUCCGAAGUCAACAUGGAUUUCACCAUGACCUUGUACUUGCGUCACUACUGGAAGGACGAGCGUCUGGCCUUCCAGUCGCGCAACAACCAGAGCAGGACCUUCGACUCGCGGCUGGUGAAGAAGAUCUGGGUGCCGGACGUCUUCUUUGCGCACUCCAAGCGCUCCUUCAUCCACGACACCACCAUGGAGAACAUCAUGCUGCGCGUGUACCCCGACGGGAACAUCCUCUACAGCGUCAGGGUCACCGUCACCUCUCUGUGCUCCAUGGACUUCAGCAGCUUCCCCUUGGACACGCAGAACUGCUCGCUGGAACUGGAGAGCUAUGCGUACAACGAGAACGACCUGAUGCUCUACUGGAAAAACGGCAACGACUCCUUGAGGACCGACGAGAUCCUCUUGUCUCAGUUCUUCAUCGAGCACUUCCAACCCUCCAGUGGCUUGGCUUUUUACAGCAGCACAGGUUGGUACAACCGUCUGUUCAUCAGCUUCAUCCUGCGGCGGCACAUCUUCUUCUUCAUGCUGCAGACGUACUUCCCCACCAUGCUCAUGGUGGUCCUGUCCUGGGUCUCCUUCUGGAUCGACCGCAGGGCCGUCCCGGCCCGCGUCUCUCUGGGUAUAACCACAGUACUCACCAUGUCCACCAUCAUCACUGGAGUGUCCUCCUCCAUGCCUCAGGUGUCGUACGUGAAGGCGGUGGACAUCUACCUGUGGACCAGCUUCCUGUUUGUCUUCCUGUCUGUAAUCGAGUACGCGGCGGUAAACUACUGCACCACCCUGGAGGAAAUGAGGAAGAUGAGGAGGGGGAAGCUCCCGUCCACCUUCGACGCCAGCCAGGCCAUGGCCUUCGACGGCUGCUUCCACGACAACGACAUGGAGCUGACGCCGUUCCCCCGCGUGGCCCCGGGGUUGACCUCCGACCCCUUGGCGGCGCCUUCGCCGCAGCUGGAACCCCGGCCGUCGGAAGGAACGCGUCUGCGCCGUCAGCGGUCGGUGCGCGAGAACGUGGACCUCCUGCUGAGCAACAGCUACAUGAUCGACUCGUACUCCCGACUGGCCUUCCCGCUGUCCUACCUCCUCUUCAACACCAUCUACUGGAGCCUUUACUCCUGAGAGGCAUGCAUGUAAUUACAUGCACUAUGACAGUGGGGAAAAAAAAAAAAUGUACUUAAAUAAUGUUUCAAUUAAAAUGUAUUCCACACAAAAAUUCAAUUACAAAAUGUACCAAUAUAAAUGUUUGAAAACAGACAGUUCUAAAAGAUCAAAUAGAAAUAUUGAACUUCAAAGUUAAAUACAGCUGAACUGUACAUCACAAAAUGUACUGUUCUGGAUUUUGAAAAAACGUUUAAGUCACUGUAACAUUUAUGCACCGUUUGAACAUUUAAUUCAGUGAUACUGUCAUGGACCACUAGUGGGAGCCAGUUUGCCACUACUUUGAGAACCACAGCACUAAGACAUUUGAAUAGUAUGGUAAACUCAUUUCUAUGUCCACAACUUCCUGUGAUGACAGCUUCUUCUUAUACUUUUUUUUUAAAUUACAUGUCAGUCAUAUUUAUACUUGAAUUUUCCGAGCUUCAAGUUGUCUUCAGUUGCAAGAAAACUCACUUGGUAGAUGUUGGAGUAAAGUGAGCAUUUUCAUUUUAUCCUAAACAACUGACAACAUAAUUCCCAAGUUCCAACUACAAAUAUUGUCACUUGGAGAAUUUAUUGGCAGAAAAUGAAAACUCAAAAUACUGAAAAGGGUCCAGGUUUUUUGGGGGGGGCGUCUCUUAAUUUUUUAUAGAGCUGUACAUGUAUAUGCAAUAUAUACUACUAUAACGUCUACUAUUGUGAUUUGUAUAAAUAUAAAUCACCUUCACAUUAAUUUAUAUUUGUAGAACUUGUGAAAUGAGUUAUCUUUAAGUUCUUAAUUCUCUUUUCAUCAAAAUACUGUUUGUAAAAAUAAGUUUUCACCAAAGUCAAAGGAUGCAAAUUGUUCACAGAAAUGUUAUGAAAAAUGGUGAAAGGUAUAUUAUUAAUAAUAAGAAUAAUAAUCUAAUGGUCUUUGAUCUACUUUGCGUCUGUAACGUAAAAGGAAGUUCCCCGUUUCCACAGCAACUCAAGACCUCUAUUGCGUAAAGUGCGCAGGCGCACCGAAACGCCUAACGUUAGCACGCUAACUAGCUAGUUUAAGCGGGAGAGCAGGUGGGCUAAAUUAUAAUUUAUUUGUUAUUAUUUACUCCAAAAUCCUGCAGGUUAGUCUGCUUCAGUUUGCUUAAAAUUAUUUUAGAAUAGUUUAACGAUAGUUUUAGUUUAGGUGCUGCUGACAUAACUUGCUAGCUAGCUAGCUAUAGCCGCUAUACGUUUUGAGGAUUUUUGACCUAUGAAAGACAGCAGUGUAAAAAAUGUUUAAAAAUGCUCUUUUUAAAAAAACCGUAACAUGCAUACUGAGCUGCAAAAAUAAUUUAAGGGUCAUUUAAAGUUGUACUCACUCACUUAGUUUAUAUUUGACAGUGGUUGGAAGUAACGAAGUAGAAAUACUUAGUUACUGUGCUUUUUCAGGUAUAUGUACUUGAGUAUUUACUUUUCUGACAAAUGUUUACUUUUACUCCCUAUUUGUCAACAGAUAUCUGUACAGUACUUUCUACUCUUGGCUUUGUCAAAAUAGUAAGUAGCCUACUUCGAAUUUUACCAGUCUUUUAUUUAAUUUUUUUUUUUAACACCAGCAUGUUUAUGUACGGAGGUGCUUGUUGCUAAUAUUAUGGUUAAAACGAAAACCCUCGAUUCCAUCUGAAAAGUGAAAAUUUAAAUAAUUUCAUUUCCCGUUACUUUGUUAAUUUGGACAAAACGAAACUGUUUAAAUGUUGUUGUUUUUUUGCAGUAUGGUUCUUAUUCAACUGCCAACCUAAACACAGCUUAGUGGACCUGAAACAUAUGUUGAAUCUGAAACAGAAUAAAAUUAUAGCCUCUACAUGAAAUGUAUAUGAUUGUCAUUACAUACGUCACAAGUACAAGGCAACG
This is a messenger RNA of Phycodurus eques (leafy seadragon), 3602 nucleotides long. RefSeq names its product gamma-aminobutyric acid receptor subunit rho-3-like. The coding region runs from base 303 to 1715 and encodes 470 amino acids. NCBI's taxonomy places the organism in Eukaryota, Metazoa, Chordata, Actinopteri, Syngnathiformes, Syngnathidae. Gene Ontology annotation, cellular component: synapse; membrane; neuron projection. Gene Ontology annotation, molecular function: neurotransmitter receptor activity; extracellular ligand-gated monoatomic ion channel activity; GABA-A receptor activity. Gene Ontology annotation, biological process: signal transduction; chemical synaptic transmission; regulation of membrane potential. The record is from RefSeq and is a predicted model, not a curated record. The transcript is spliced from 10 exons.